Messenger RNA from Ornithorhynchus anatinus (platypus), 1263 nucleotides. It is a transcript of the gene BMP10, whose product is annotated as bone morphogenetic protein 10. Gene Ontology annotation, molecular function: cytokine activity; growth factor activity. The transcript has 2 exons. NCBI's taxonomy places the organism in Eukaryota, Metazoa, Chordata, Mammalia, Monotremata, Ornithorhynchidae. The record is from RefSeq and is a predicted model, not a curated record. Gene Ontology annotation, cellular component: extracellular region. Bases 1 to 1248 code for a protein of 415 amino acids. Gene Ontology annotation, biological process: SMAD protein signal transduction; BMP signaling pathway.
AUGGGUCCCGGGGCCGUGGGGCUCUGCCUGGCCGUCGGCCUGCUGCUCCGCGCCGGGUCGGCCAGCCCCAUCGCCAGCCUGGAGAGCUCCCCGCCGGACGAAGACUCGCCGCUCUUCGACGACGUCUUCUCGGAGCAGGACGGGCUGGAUUUCGACUCCCUGCUCCUGGGCGUGAAGAAGGAGCUCCUCAAGGCCCUGAAUCUGACGGACCUCCCUCACCCCCGGGCGGCCAAGGUGGAGCCGCCCGAGUACAUGCUAGAGCUCUACCGCAAGUUCGCCGCCGACAGGACGUCCAGACCCUCGGCGAACAUCGUGCGGAGCUUCAAGGACGAAGCCCCGCGGCCCGCGGGAAGCCCCGACGGCCCCCGCCGCUACCCGCUGCUCUUCAACCUGUCCAUCCCCCGGCACGAGGAGGUGACCCUGGCCGAGCUCAGGCUUUACGGCCUGGUGGAGCGCGACCGCCGGCCCCCCUCGGCCCCCGCCCGCAAGGUGACCGUCUUCGAGGUGCAGGAGGCCGAGGCCGGGGACCGCAAGCCGGCGGCCCUGGCGGUGGCGGCGGAGCCUUCCGGGACCGGCGGCGGCUGGGAGACCUUCGACGUGACGGAGGCCGUCCGACGGUGGGGCCGCUCCGGGCCCGGGGCCCGCCGCCUGGAGGUCCGCGUGGACGGGGGCCCCCCGGGCCGCGCCGGCGGGGCCCCGGGCCCGGCCGCCGGCCACCGGCCCUUGCUGGUGGUCUUCUCCGACGACCGGGGCGGCGAGCGCAAGGAGGAGCGGGAGGAGCUGGAGGACAUGAUGGAGCACGAGCGGCUGCUGGACCUGGACGGGGUGGGGCGGGGGGCCUUCCCUCAGGGCCCCGGGGAGGAGGCCCUCCUCCAGAUGCGCUCCAACAUCAUCUACGACUCCACCGCCCGGAUCCGCCGCAAUGCCAAGGGCAACUACUGCAAGAGGGUGCCCCUCUACGUGGACUUCAAGGAGAUCGGCUGGGACUCUUGGAUCAUCGCUCCCCCGGGCUACGACGCCUUCGAGUGUCGGGGCCACUGCUCCUACCCGCUGGCCGAACACGUCACGCCCACCAAGCACGCCAUCAUCCAGUCCCUGGUGCACCUCAAGAACCCCCAGAAGGCCUCCAAGGCCUGCUGCGUCCCCACCAAGCUGGACCCCAUCUCCAUCCUCUACCUGGACAAAGGGGUGGUCACGUACAAGUUCAAGUACGAGGGCAUGGCCGUGGCCGAGUGCGGGUGCCGAUAGGAGGGGCCUUCCGGG